CGGCCGAUGCUGCCAGAUCCUCCAAUUGAGGAAAGAGACGAAGCCUCUCUGCGGAAAGAGCGAAUUAGGCUCUCUCAAAGAUCCUAUCGUAACAGGAAAGAUGCAAAGCACACAGCUGUAAUAGAGAGAGCCGAUAGGCUUGAGCUCGCACUUGAGAAAACCGUGAGGUCCUUCACAAAAUUUCAGGACCUUACAAUGCAAGGGGAUGAUCUCCCGCCUAAAAUUGCGCUGGCACUCAGUAGAACUGCGAUUGAGAUUGCGGGAUAUUCUCAAGCGGCGCGCUCCGAAGGAGGAGGAAAGAUCAGCAAAGGAGACCGCGUAGAUAUGGCAGGAAUUGCUGUGACAUGCGGUCUAGAAGAAGAAACAUACACGUACACACCUCCUUCAACGAUUCUAGAGCCAGCCGCAAGCGGGAGUCAAGCGCUUAACUUCACGUCUUCCACAGACUCCCAUUUUGCCGUACUAGCCGCCGAAAGCACUCCGAUUUCAUCGAAUCGGGAGCAAACCCUGCGCGGAAGUCAAAAGCUUGAUAUAACCCCCACACAUACUAUAGUGUCAACGGAAACUCACCCCACAGCGUCCCCAAUCCCGCAAUUUACUGCCUUCAACUGGACACCCACAUCUUCGACCUCAACCGUCCCCGCAACCUUUCACCAUACAACUCCACCUCCCCAACAAUACCCCACCACUAUCCCCCGCCAACUCUUAGGCCCCCUCUUCCCCUGGACAUCCACGCAUACGAACCUCUCCUUCGCACAACGCCUCCGCCUCUCCUCCGUCGAACGCGGUCUUCAGCUCCUCUCCUCCCAGCACCCGGAUCUACAGCGCGGUCUUUUCAUCCACCUUAACAAGGAAUCCAUUCCUUUGAUCCGAAAACUCACCGAGGAGACCCUAAUGCGUCUCCCAUCUAUAACUUCCUGUGGUCCGGCGCCCCCGACUGUGUUGAGGCUUCCCGAGAUGUACCGUGCGGUCGAAGGUGCAAGAUUUUUUGAUGAGGGUUUUAAUGGGGAGACAAGGCAAAUAGUAGAGAGGAGCGUCAGUGACGAUCUGGCCAGGUUGGUGUACGGGAGGACAAGGACCUGGGUCGUUACAGAUGUGAGGGGGUUUGAGGGUGAGUGGCUGGAGCCGAUUGACGUGCAGGAGUAUUUGGAGCAGAAAGGGGUCUGGCUUGGGAGGAGUGAGGGCGUCGUGGAGGUUUGUGCGCCUGAGGACAUUUGGAGUCCGUUCCAAAAUCUGCAUUCGCAGGUCCCGGCGUUUGCACAGUCUUCGAUGGCGGAUUAUCCGGCUAUGGAAAGUUUUGCCGCUCCUACUGUGGAAGGGUUGAAUACUAGUAAUCCAGAUUGGGCUCUAUGGGAGGGUUUUGAUAUUGAAAAUCCGAGGGCGGCGCCAGGGCUGGGUGGUUAUGUGCCUGCGAGCGAGAUAUAUGCAGCUGGCGAAGCUGCCUCAACCAUCGUCUCGACGACAAUAAACAUCACACGGUUGAUCGAGACGCUUGCCAUGAGCGCAGUGUGUAUCGGGCCUGGACCUGGAAACAAGAAAGCGGAUGUGGACCAAGCGUUAAGAGUUGCUAUUUCUGGGUUCUGAAGUACUCACUAAUUUCCUCACUUUAAUAGCGAUUCCAUCGCCUUAAUUGC
Molecule: messenger RNA, 1634 nt
Organism: Hyaloscypha bicolor E
Lineage: Eukaryota; Fungi; Ascomycota; Leotiomycetes; Helotiales; Hyaloscyphaceae
Exons: 2
Coding region: 7-1584 (525 amino acids)
Source: RefSeq, a predicted model, not a curated record